AUGGACCUGCGGAAACCGGCUGUAUGGUCAUGGCAAACGCGGCUCAGCCAUAUGUUUUUCCUCCUGAUCCUCUUUCGAGCUCCGUUUUUCGAUCUGCCAUGUUCCGGAAUCCGCUGCAAGUCUCCGCUUGACAUAGUCGUCACAGAGCUUCACGCCUACGGUCGAGCGCCUUCCACGCUGCUCCGCUGCCUGCUCUACCCGGGAAUUAUCGCCCAAAGUCUCCAGAAAACCUUCUCUGGGGAGCCCUUCAAGUUACCUGAAUGGGACCGCAUUUUACAGCCGUUGGAUCCGGUCAUCGCAAAGGAUCCGUAUGCGCACUCCUUUCCCACAUCCUGGGAGGAUUUCAAAGACCAGGACAUUGAUAUGAUCGGCGGAAGCUUCCUGGUGGUUGCUGGGGGGUUCAUGGCCCUUUUAGGUCCUUCUGCUGGGGGGACAGUGGGAUUGUCGGUGUUGGCGUUCUAUGCGAUGCGAUCGUCCUGGGAUGGAAUCGAGGAGAUGGAGCAGCCAAUCAGUGUGCUUAUGAUAGGCGCUGGCGAGUACACCGUAGGUUUUGUACCGACCAAGGAGGGAGCUGCGAGCGACAAGUCUGCAGGGGUCAUUGCCAUCACCCUCAUGGACCUGCGCCGGCUGGGCAAGGUGCAGCGGCUGGUGCUGUGUGACCGUUCCGGACGGCACUUCCCCGCCAUAAGAGAGACGCUCAAGAGGAAGAUUGCAGACGUGUACCGAGACAUGGACGUGACGCUGGAGACGCAUCCUCCAGAUGAGGUGCAGGAGGAUGACGCAGCGUACCUGGCAGCCAUGGCACGCAUGCAGCCGGGAGACAUGGUCACCAUCUUCACUCCAGACAACACUCACUACCCCAUCGCCCUCGCUGCCAUUCGGCACGACCUCCAUGUGCUUAUAGCAAAGCCUGCAGUUAAGACCCUCCAGCACCACCACCACCUCCUGCAAGCAGCAGAAGAAAAGGGCGUGCUGCUGGCAGUUGAAUUUCACAAGCGAUUCGACCCUAUCUACACAGACGCUCGCGACCGCAUCAGGGUUCUGGGUCCCUUUUCGUUCUUCUCAAGCACCAUGACUCAGCCGAAGAAGCAGCUGCACACGUUUGCAGGGUGGGCUGGCAGGAGCUCAGACAUAUCCUUCUACCUCAACUCGCACCACAUCGAUUUCCACGCGUGGGCAGUGCAGGGGCAGUCGCGACCUGUGAUGGUGGUGGCGAGUGCAGCGAGGGGGAAGGCCAGCCAAGUGCUGCAGGAUGCAAGGGGAGGUGCUGCUGGGUCGGAGGAUGUGGAGGACGCAAUUACUCUCAUGGUUCAGUGGGAGAACAAGGGUGGAUCAUGCGGCACUGCAGUGUACACUGCAAGCUGGAUUGCCCCUCCUUCUGACUGCCACACACAGCAGUACUUUCACUACAUGGGCCACCAGGGUGAGGUGCGGGUGGAUCAAGCUCAUAGAGGAUUCACCAUGUCAACUGAUGCAGCUGGCUUUGCUACACUCAACCCACUGUACAUGAAGUACACCCCAGAUGCAACAGGAAGGUUUGCUGGGCAGCUGGGGUACGGUUACCGCAGUAUAGCUGAUUUUGUUACGGCAGCACAGUACAUCAAUUCGAAGAAACUGACAGUGGCAGAUGUGGAGUCGAGUGAAAUGAUUGCGACCAUACGAAGUCCAGCAUGCCUCUUAACCACAGCAAUUCUAGAGGGGGGAAGAAGAAGCCUGGACUCGAAUGGUGCUCCUAUAACAAUAGAGUACGACAAUGAAGGAAGGCCCAUAGACUCUGUGCGGCAUCAUGCGGCCAAGAAGAUAUCAGAGCCGUUGCACUGUUCGCACAGAUUGCGCUGGAUCGUCCACGUCCUUAGCGCCAUUGACGACGUCACGCAAGGUGUUUCGUGCAGGCAGUCGUCACCCGUCGUGAAUAUCGCAUAA
Closterium sp. Yama58-4 is the source of this 1923-nucleotide messenger RNA. The record is from the annotation of a GenBank genome assembly. NCBI's taxonomy places the organism in Eukaryota, Viridiplantae, Streptophyta, Zygnematophyceae, Desmidiales, Closteriaceae.